UACCAACUUCUUACACUAUUGACACUUGACGGACAGUUGAAUGACGUGUUUAUGUAUGUUGAACACAAUAGUUUGAAAAGUAGUAUUGGAUUUUACUUAAUCAUCCGGGAAAUUGUGAUUGACAGCCGGAAUGGGUCUUCUCACCGUGUUGAAGAAAAUGAAGAUGAAAGAAAAGGAAAUAAGAAUACUAAUGUUGGGAUUAGACAAUGCAGGCAAAACAACCAUUCUUAAAAGAUUUAAUGGUGAGGAGAUAGAUACCAUAUCACCAACACUUGGAUUCAACAUUAAGACACUGGAACAUCGAGGGUACAAGCUGAAUGUGUGGGAUGUAGGUGGCCAAAAAUCCCUGCGUUCUUAUUGGAGGAACUAUUUUGAAACAACUGAUGGCCUAAUUUGGGUUGUUGAUAGUGCUGACAAGCGGAGACUGGAGGAUUGCUGUAAAGAAUUGCACACACUUUUAGAAGAAGAAAGACUGGCAGGAGCAACACUGUUAGUUUUUGCUAACAAACAAGAUCUGUCCGGGGCACUGUCUGCGGAAGAAAUAAGAAAUGUGUUGGAGCUGGACUCCAUAAAAACUCAUCACUGGCAGAUUGUAUGGUGCAGUGCUAUAACAGGACAAAACUUACUUCAAGGAAUAGAUUGGCUUAUCGAUGACAUUGCUGCUAGGAUAUUCACGUUAGACUGAUGUACUGUGAAAUUUAAUUAAAUUAUUUAACUAUUUCACAAUAAUUUAAUAUCUGUGACUUUUUUAUAAUCCUUAACUACAGUUUCAGUUAUAAUAAACGUGCUUGUAAUAAA
This is a messenger RNA of Schistocerca piceifrons (Central American locust), 798 nucleotides long. RefSeq names its product ADP-ribosylation factor-like protein 2 (gene Arl2). Gene Ontology annotation, cellular component: microtubule cytoskeleton; cytoplasm. Gene Ontology annotation, molecular function: GTP binding; GTPase activity. Lineage: Eukaryota; Metazoa; Arthropoda; Insecta; Orthoptera; Acrididae. The transcript is spliced from 5 exons. Gene Ontology annotation, biological process: protein folding. The record is from RefSeq and is a predicted model, not a curated record. The coding region runs from base 131 to 685 and encodes 184 amino acids.